Messenger RNA from Drosophila subobscura, 3238 nucleotides. It is a transcript of the gene AlaRS-m, whose product is annotated as alanine--tRNA ligase, mitochondrial. Gene Ontology annotation, biological process: tRNA modification; alanyl-tRNA aminoacylation. The record is from RefSeq and is a predicted model, not a curated record. The transcript is spliced from 9 exons. The coding region runs from base 104 to 3142 and encodes 1012 amino acids. Gene Ontology annotation, cellular component: mitochondrion; cytoplasm. Gene Ontology annotation, molecular function: amino acid binding; alanine-tRNA ligase activity; aminoacyl-tRNA deacylase activity. NCBI's taxonomy places the organism in Eukaryota, Metazoa, Arthropoda, Insecta, Diptera, Drosophilidae.
CAGUGAAUGGCCGCUACGGAUCAGCUGUUCGAGCAGAGAUUAUCCGAUUCCGUUUUAAUUGCCGGUCGCAUGUAAUUAACUCGAAUUGCUAUACAAUUUGGGCAUGUACAACUCGGCCAAGCAAUUGCAGCGCGUGCUGACGGCGCGCGAGAUUCGAAAAACAUUCAUAGACUUCUUCACCGUCAGCCAUGAGCACAAGUUUGUGCGCUCCAGCCCCGUGGUGCCCUUCUGUGAUCCCACGGUGGCAUUUGUCAACGCUGGCAUGAAUCAGUUCAAGUCUGUGUUUCUUGGCACAGCGCAGGCCCCCCACAAGCGGGUGGUGAACUCGCAGAAAUGCGUGCGGGUGGGCGGAAAACACAACGAUCUGUCGGUGGUGGGCCAGGAUGGCUAUCACCACACUUUCUUCGAGAUGCUGGGCAACUGGUCGUUUGGGGACUACUUCAAGCGGGAGGCCUGUGCCAUGGCUCUCGAGCUGCUCCGUGGGCCCUACAACAUUGAUCCUGCACGCUUGUAUGUCACCUACUUUGCUGGCGACGAGCGCCUGGGCAUACCCGCGGACACGGAAUGCUUCGAGAUAUGGCGCAGCCUGGGCUUCCCCGCUUCGCGCAUUCUGCCCUUUGGCUGCACAGACAACUUCUGGGAAAUGGGCGCCACUGGACCGUGCGGCCCCUGCACCGAAAUACACAUCGACCAUCGGCCGGAGCUGGGCAGCGUGGAGGAGCGCGGCAAGCUGGUGAAUGCCGGUCGCUCGGAUCUCACGGAGCUGUGGAAUCUCGUCUUUAUACAGUACAAUCGCAAUGCCGAUGGCAGCAUCUCGCAGCUGCCAGCUCACCAUGUGGACACGGGCAUGGGCUUUGAGCGUCUGGCAGCCACUCUGCAGAGCAAAUCCUCCAACUACGACACGGAUGUGUUCACGCCGCUCUUCGACGGCAUCCAGCAGCUGUCUAAGGCUCCGGUCUACGGCGGCAGCUUCCCAGAAACCUCAAAUGCAGCGCUCCUGGACACAAGCUACAGAAUACUUGCCGAUCAUGCGCGCAUGGUCACCGCCUGCCUAGCCGAUGGAAUGCUGCCAGAUCAGAACCAGAAGCUGCGUCGCGUCUUGCGGAAAGCGCUCAACAUUUCGGAGCAUGUGUUUGCCCACGAGAAGUUGCUCUCCCAGCUGGUGCCCAUUGUGGUGGAGACCCUGGGUGAGGCGUACCCGGAGAUGUCUGCCAAGCAGGAGGCAGUCAUCGAUCUGAUCAACCACGAGCAGGAUGUGUACAAGAAUCUGCGCGAGAGCUCCUCGAAAGCCUUUGCCGAAGUGCUGACGGAGUUCCCCAACCUGGACGACAUUGACCUGAUGGAGUGCCCGGGCUUUGUGCCCGCCUAUCGGGAGUUCCAGGUGCAGCGCUGCAAGUUCCCCAACAACACGAUACCCGGCGACUUCCUCUACAAGCUGACGGACACCUACGGCCUCACCGAGGAGAGUUUCCUCAAGCUGGCCGAGCUGGAGAACAUGAACUGUGAUCUGGACCGCUAUCGGGCGGAGGUGUCGCUGGCCAAGAGCAAGUCCAAGGAGAGUCAGCGCGAGGACGGAGGCCUGUGCGAUGUGGCGCUGGAGCAGCGCAUUGCCGAGGCUCAGGCGAAGCUCACAAAGCGACUGCCGGCCACCGACAACAGUCACAAAUACGUUUACUCCUUUGACAGCGAGAAUGAGUCCUACAGGAUCCCCACUCUGCGCAGUCGAGUGCUGGGCCUGCUCCUCAACGAUGCGGAAGUUUCGCGCACUCAAAGCAGCCGCCUGCAGGACCCCACCGACACGCUUACCAUUGUCACCGCCGCCAGCAACUUCUACUACGAGUCGGGCGGACAGCAGUCCGAUGCUGGCCACAUUCUUGUCAGCAGCACGCACAAGCCAGAGCAGCCGCCGCAUCUGCUGAAUGUGAUCCGUGUGAAGCAGCUCAACGAUUGCGUGCUUCAUGUCUGCCGCCUGGCCGCACCCACAGACGACUUUGAGCUGUCCAUUGGCGACGAGGUUGAGCUGCAAGUCGAUGCCAGCACGAGGCAGCUGAACACUUGCCAUCACACGGCCACCCACCUGCUGAACGCUGCCAUUCGAUCGCUGUUCAACAAGGUCACGUACCAAGUCUCCAGCUCCGUCAGCAGCGAGCAGUGCAAGCUGGAGCUGGGACUGCUGGGCAAGCGCAUACAAAAAUCAGAUGUGCAGCUCAUCGAGGAUUUGAUUAAUCGCAUAAUCUGCGCUGCCACGCCCGUCCAAGUGGAGCUGCUGAGUGCCGCCGAUGUGCUGCAGCAGAAUGAUAUAACGAUGGUGCCCGGGGAGGUUUACCCGGAGCAGGGACUGCGGCUGAUCAACGUGCAAUGCCCGGAGAUGCAGCUGAGCUCCAAGGAGCUGUGCUGUGGCACUCAUGUGACCAACACCAGCGAGCUCUCCUGCUUCUGCAUUGUCAAUCUAAAGCAGACGAACAGAGCGCGCUUUGCCUUCACCGCUGUGGCUGGCCAGGCGGCGGAGAAUGUGCUCAAAACCGCUGCCUUGCUGCGCCAUCGCGUGGAUCUCCUCGAGCAGCAGCUGCAGCCAGACAAGCUCACAAAUGCCACCGAAGUGGAGUUGCAGACCAUCCGCCACAACAUGCUGCACACGGACAUCAAGCUGCCAUACGCCUUCAAGAUGGACACGCUGGAACGCAUCCACGACAUGCUGAAGCGGAUCAAGGAGACAUCCCGCACAACCCUCAAGGAAUUCGUGGAGGUGGAGAUGCGCAACCUGCUGCAGGAGAAGCCCGUGGACAGCCAUCCCUUCAUUUUGCACUACAUCUCCAGCUCCGCUCUGGUGGAGGAGAUCCCGCUGCAGCGUGCCACCAAACUCUGUUCGGAUCGUCCCAUCCUGGUGGUCAGCAUGUGCGACAGCGUCGUGAAGGCUCGCUGCUGUGUGCCGCAGAGCAGCGUCAGCCAGCAGUUCGAUGCAGCCUCGUGGCUGCAGUCCUUUGCCGACACAUUCGGGGGUCAGGUGGCCGCGCCCAAGGGCCAGAACCCGCAGUUCGUGUGCAACAUGAAGGGCCGCAAGGUAAGCAAUCUCUUUGAGGAGCAGUUGGAGCAGGCCCUGGCCAAGGCCCAUCAGUAUGCCAAGAAUUAUUUCAAGUUGUGAUUAUUCUCCCCCAAAGCGCAGGCUCAAAGUUUGCUCUUGCGAGAGGAGAAGUUUUAUUUUGUAAAGAGCGAAUAAAUCGCAAACUUCAAACCGUAA